AUGGACCCAGAAAACUUUACGAGCAGAGUGACAGAGUUCCUACUCCUUGGCUUCACAGCAAACCAUCUCCUGCAGUAUGUCCUCUUUGUUGUGUUCCUGAUGGUCUGCAUUGCCACUUGGCUGGGCAACAUCACCAUAAUCACCACAGUGAUCAGGGACCAAAGGCUUCACUCCCCAAUAUACUUCCUGCUGGGAAAUUUAGCCUUCAUAGACCUCAGUGAGUCUUCAGUAACUGUGCCGAAGAUGCUGUGGGACCUUGUGUCACAGCAAAAGGCUGUGUCCUUUCGUGGGUGCAUGACACAGAUGUUCUUCUUUCACUUCACCGGGGGUGCUGUAGUCUUCCUUCUCAUGGUGAUGGCUUUGGACCGCUAUGUGGCUAUCCAAAGGCCACUUCAUUAUCUCACCAUAAUGAACCACAGUACAUGCGUAGGGUUGGUGGCAGGAGCAUGGCUGGGGGGUUUUGUUCAUUCCAUUGUUCAGGUAGUUUUAAUGAUGAGAUUGCCAUUCUGUGGACCCAACAUCUUGGACAAUUAUUACUGUGAUGUUCCACAGGUUAUCAAACUGGCCUGCACAAACACAUUUGUUAUAGAGAUGUUAAUGUUCUCUAACAGUGGACUUCUCACCACCAUUAUUUUUAUUAUCUUGGUUGCAUCAUACACCACCCUCUUGGUCAAGAUACGAGCACAUGUUAGUGAAGGGAAGACCAAGGCUCUCUCCACUUGUGGGGCCCAGAUCACUGUGGUCUGCAUUCAUUUUGUACCCUGCAUUUUUAUCUAUGCACGGCCUUUCCAGAAAUGUGCAGCAGACAAGGUCCUCUCAGCACUCUAUACUGUCAUCACACCAAUGUUAAAUCCUGUCAUUUACACACUGAGAAAUACUGAGAUGAAGAACGCCAUCAGGAGAUCUUUUAACAAAGUUCUGUUAUGA
This is a messenger RNA of Varanus komodoensis (Komodo dragon), 927 nucleotides long. Its product is annotated as olfactory receptor 4D9-like. Bases 1 to 927 code for a protein of 308 amino acids. Gene Ontology annotation, cellular component: membrane. The record is from RefSeq and is a predicted model, not a curated record. Gene Ontology annotation, biological process: G protein-coupled receptor signaling pathway. Lineage: Eukaryota; Metazoa; Chordata; Lepidosauria; Squamata; Varanidae. The transcript has a single exon. Gene Ontology annotation, molecular function: olfactory receptor activity; G protein-coupled receptor activity.